This is a messenger RNA of Corylus avellana, 1560 nucleotides long. RefSeq lists its product as uncharacterized. Gene Ontology annotation, cellular component: eukaryotic translation initiation factor 3 complex; cytoplasm. NCBI's taxonomy places the organism in Eukaryota, Viridiplantae, Streptophyta, Magnoliopsida, Fagales, Betulaceae. The record is from RefSeq and is a predicted model, not a curated record. Gene Ontology annotation, molecular function: translation initiation factor activity. Gene Ontology annotation, biological process: cytoplasmic translational initiation.
ACCUAAAACAGUUCCAGCAGCUGAUAGCCCAAGCCCCAUUGAGCCUACCUAGGGUUUCUCUCUCUCUUUUCCUCUCUCUCUGUGCUGUGCUGCAAUAGCUAGGGUUUUGAAUUCGUUGCGGUUGCAGAGAGCUUCAACAAUGACGACCGUGGUUCCAACCUCCGAGGAAGAUCCCGCGCUCGCCGUCGUACGAUUUACUUCUGAGCUCGCCUGGGCCGACGCCGGCCCCGAGGUUGCCGAGCCACAAGUUAACAGACUUUGCGUGGAAGCCCAAGAAUGUAUGGUAAUGAACAAGUGGGUGGAAUUGGCUUCGCUGAUGCUCACUUCUGCUGACUUGAUAUUCUCAAAGGUGGCCGAGAAAGAUCUUGAGUGUAUCUUCACUGUUAUCUGCAAUCUUGUUACUAAGUCUGAAAGUCCAGAUGAAGAGAUUGAGAUGGCAAAACUUAUAUCUGGGAAAAUUAUUCAGCAACCAAAUGAUAAACCUGCAUUGCGGUUAAAGAUCUUGUUCAAUCUGUACAACCUACUGGUGAACCCAUACAAUCAGUUCCAUAUUUACAUGAAGGCCCUAACUUUGGCCCUCAAUGGGAAAGUCACUGAAUACAUCACUCCUUCAUUCAAAAAGAUGGAUAGCUUCCUCAAAGAGUGGAAUAUCGGGAUAUCUGAUCAGCGAGAACUCUUUCUUACCAUCUCAAAUGUUUUGAAAGAAAAUAAGAGUUCAGCAAAGGACUCUUUCAAAUUCCUCACAAAAUACUUGGCGACUUUCUCUGGUGAAGAUGCAUAUAAAAUGAGUGAAGCCAAGGAAGAAGCUGUACACGCAAUUGUGGAUUUUGUGAAGGCACCUGACAUGUUUCAGUGUGAUUUGCUAGAUAUGCCUGCUGUAGGCCAGUUGGAGAAGGAUGCUAAAUAUGCAUUGGCAUAUCAGCUUCUCAAAAUCUAUCUGACUCAGAGGCUUGAUGCCUACCUAGAGUUUCAUGCUGCAAAUUCUACUUUGCUUAAGAGCUAUGGUCUUGUACAUGAAGACUGUAUCAUGAAGAUGCGGUUGAUGUCACUGGUGGAUCUUGCCUCUGAUGAAUCUGGCCAGAUUCCAUAUGCGCUUAUCAGAGAUACACUUAGAAUCAAUGAUGAUGAGGUGGAAUUGUGGGUUGUUAAGGCAAUAACUGUUAAGUUAAUUGACUGUAAAAUGGACCAAAUGAAUCAAGUUGUGAUUGUGAGCCGUUGUACUGAGCGUGUGUUUGGGCAGCAUCAGUGGGAAACGCUUAGAACAAAGCUUGCAGCAUGGAGGGGUAAUAUUGCCAAUGUCAUCAGCACCAUUCAAGCUAACAGGGUCACUGAAGAUGGCUCACAGGCAAUGCAAGGCUUGGCGAUUCGUUGAAGUGUUAUUAUUAUUUUCUUUAUAGCAAAAUUUUGUUUAGAAGAUCUUUAUCAUGAGAUAGCCAUGACUGUAAUGUGGUUCUGAUUUACAGGCUUUUGAUUCCCAUUUUUGAUUUUGGAACAAAGACCUAAUCUAUUGGGAAUUUUCAUGGGAUGCCAUUUUAAUUCAUAGUUGUUUAUCAUACUACC